AUGUCGGACAACGGUGAAAAUAUGGCUCAGUUGUUAACAGCUGAAACUGACUUCGGUUUGUCGCUGCUUCGCCAGCAUGACCUGACUGAGUCAGUGGUUUUCUCACCAAUAUCGAUCGCUUUGGCAUUGGUUUUAGUUCACACUGCUGCUAAUGGUGAAACCAAAAAUCAAAUUAAGGAAGCUCUUGCGAAAGGAGCCACUGACGAACAGCUCAUUCAACACUAUCAAAAUAUCUCAGCUGUAUUGCUCUCCGCCGAAAAAGGGACUCACGUGAAAUUGGCUAAUCGAAUCUUUACAAAUAACCAGUUCGACAUAAAGCAAGACUAUUUGGAUACUAUUCAGAAGCUGUACAAUGCCGCUGCUGAAAAAUUGGAUUUCGCGAAUCAACAAGCAUCUGCUGACGCGGUCAACAAUUUUGUAAAAGAAAACACAGCCGAUCACAUUAAAGAAAUCAUCAAACCGACUGCUUUCUCCGGAGAUCUCGUUGCCGUUAUUGCUAACGCUUUGUACUUUGAAGCAAUAUGGCAGAAAAAGUUUAAGGACCAUCAAUCACUCGAUUCGGACUUUUUCAAAACUGCCGACGAUAAGAGAACCAUAAAAUUCCUGCGUGCAAGAGAAGUCCACCGUCUGUUUUCUGAAAACGGAGAUUGGCAGGUGCUCCAACUACCAUACAAAGACGAAACUUAUAGAUACAAUGUGUUUCUCCCAAGCAAAAGAUUUGGACUCCAGGAAGCCUUGAAAACUCUUGAUGCUAACACAAUCCAAUCGCUAGUGUCGAAUACCUCUGAAGUCUUCUUGAAUAUUCAAAUUCCAAAAAUGAAGAUUGAAAGCGAACUUCCAUUGGAAUGUGGCUUGAAAAAGCUGGGUAUUACCACUGCAUUCACGGAAGCUGCUGAUUUGACAAAUCUUGCCGAAAAUAUCUACGUUUCUAAAGUUACUCAUAAAGCGAUUAUUGAGGUCGACGAAAGCGGAACUGUAGCCGCUGCCGCAAGCACCGUCGAAUUGAUGACGAAGUCAGCAAUGUUUUCUAUCAACGAGCCUCGCGAGUUCCUCGCUGACCACCCAUUCCUCUUCAUCAUUACCAAGGAUGGUCAUCCACUGUUUGCCGGCGUCCACAACUAG
This is a messenger RNA of Caenorhabditis bovis, 1122 nucleotides long. NCBI's taxonomy places the organism in Eukaryota, Metazoa, Nematoda, Chromadorea, Rhabditida, Rhabditidae. The record is from the annotation of a GenBank genome assembly.